Pterocles gutturalis (yellow-throated sandgrouse) is the source of this 641-nucleotide messenger RNA. RefSeq names its product UBX domain-containing protein 2B. The transcript has 3 exons. Gene Ontology annotation, molecular function: ubiquitin binding. The coding region runs from base 99 to 506 and encodes 135 amino acids. Lineage: Eukaryota; Metazoa; Chordata; Aves; Pterocliformes; Pteroclidae. Gene Ontology annotation, biological process: Golgi organization; proteasome-mediated ubiquitin-dependent protein catabolic process; membrane fusion. The record is from RefSeq and is a predicted model, not a curated record. Gene Ontology annotation, cellular component: nucleus; cytosol.
CCAUUCAGAAUACAAUUGGGAAAUUUUUAUUUUUGUAAUUAAGGGAAAUUCCUGUAGAACUGCAGCGACUUGUUCAUGGUGGCCAGGUUAGUCUGGAUAUGGAAGACCACCAAGAACAGGAAUACGUGAAGCCUAGACUGCGAUUCAAAGCUUUCAGUGGCGAAGGGCAAAAACUUGGAAGCCUUACGCCUGAAAUAGUCAGCACGCCUUCUUCCCCAGAGGAGGAGGAGAAAUCCAUUCUUAAUGCGCCUGUUCUGAUUGAUGAUUCCAUGCCAGCAACUAAAAUUCAAAUUAGAUUAGCAGAUGGAAGCCGAUUAAUACAAAGAUUUAAUCAAACACACAGGAUUAAGGAUAUUCGAGAUUUCAUUAUCCAGUCCCGUCCAGCAUUUGCAACAACUGAUUUUGUUCUCGUGACCACCUUUCCAAAUAAAGAGCUGACAGAUGAAAGCCUGACACUACAAGAAGCAGAUAUACUUAACACUGUGAUUCUUCAGCAAUUAAAGUAAUCUUACAGUUGUUGGUACAAUAUAGGGAGUGUGCUGUAUUUCAUACAAUAUGUUUCCAAGAGAUGAAAAAAAUGAAAGAUCCGUGUCUUUUUAUUUCCCCACUUCCAUGGAUUGGAUUUUUGGGUUUCGUGUCUU